Talpa occidentalis (Iberian mole) is the source of this 6296-nucleotide messenger RNA. It is a transcript of the gene HS3ST3B1, whose product is annotated as heparan sulfate-glucosamine 3-sulfotransferase 3B1. The transcript has 2 exons. Lineage: Eukaryota; Metazoa; Chordata; Mammalia; Eulipotyphla; Talpidae. The record is from RefSeq and is a predicted model, not a curated record. Gene Ontology annotation, molecular function: [heparan sulfate]-glucosamine 3-sulfotransferase activity. Bases 449 to 1621 code for a protein of 390 amino acids.
CGGCGCUCUUCCUGCGCAGUUCUCCCUCGCAGCCUCCGCGGGGAAGUGCCCAGGCUGCUCUCUCCAGGCUCCGCUCUCCACUGCGCGGAGGCAGUCCCGGCGAGCGGCGGUGCGCCCCGUCUAGCGUGGCCAGGGCGCGGAGCGCAGCCUUCUCCUGGCGCCGCGCAGGCCGCCCCCCCGGAGGAGUCGUCUCUUGGCCCGCAGUUGCCGCCGCCCCGACUUUCCGUUCUAGUUGCAGCUCCUCCCGGGCAACAUGUCAAAAGCCGCCUCCUCUACAGCUGCGGCCUCCACCUGGGGAAGAGCAGCCGCGGCGGCGGCCGCGGCCGCCCAGGGCCAAUAAACCGAACCAUCCAGGCGUCCAGCGGGCUAGGGACCUCCCGGCGCUCCCUGCCGCGGCGGGGCCCGCCAUGUGCUGAGACAUGCCCCUCGCCGCGCCCGCCCGCCGCGCAUGGGGCAGCGCCUGAGCGGCGACCGAUCCAGUCUCGAUGUCCCGGGUCGGCUCCUGCCGCAGCAGCCGCCGCCCACGCCAGCGGUGAGGAGGAAGCUCGCGCUGCUCUUCGCCAUGCUCUGCGUCUGGCUCUACAUGUUCCUGUACUCGUGCGCCGGCUCGUGCGCCGCGGCGCCGGGGCUGCUGCUGCUGGGCUCCGGGUCCCGCGCCGCCCACGCGUCGCCGGCCCUGGCCCCCGGCUCGGAGGGGACUCCUCCUAGGCUGCCGUUCCAAGCCGCGCCAGCCGCCCCCUUGGCGGAGGGUAAGGAGGCGGCGGACGGCGCCGCGAGUCUGGAGGAGCAAAGUCCCGAGGCGCCGGACUCCCCCAGCCCCAUCUCUAGCUUCUUCAGUGGGUCUGGGAGCAAACAGCUGCCGCAGGCCAUCAUCAUCGGCGUGAAGAAGGGCGGCACGCGGGCGCUGCUCGAGUUCCUGCGCGUGCACCCCGACGUGCGCGCCGUGGGCGCGGAACCCCACUUCUUCGACCGCAGCUACGACAAGGGCCUCGCCUGGUACCGGGACCUGAUGCCCAGAACCCUGGACGGCCAGAUCACCAUGGAGAAGACGCCCAGUUACUUUGUGACCCGGGAAGCGCCCGCGCGCAUCUCGGCCAUGUCCAAGGACACCAAGCUCAUCGUGGUGGUGCGCGACCCGGUGACCAGGGCCAUCUCGGACUACACGCAGACGCUCUCCAAGCGGCCCGACAUCCCCACCUUCGAGAGCUUGACGUUCAAAAACCGAACUACGGGCCUCAUCGACACGUCGUGGAGCGCCAUCCAGAUCGGCAUCUACGCCAAGCACCUGGAGCACUGGCUGCGGCACUUCCCGCUCGGCCAGAUGCUCUUCGUCAGCGGGGAGCGGCUCAUCAGCGACCCCGCCGGCGAGCUGGGCCGCGUGCAGGACUUCCUGGGCCUCAAGCGCAUCAUCACCGACAAGCACUUCUACUUCAACAAGACCAAGGGCUUCCCCUGCCUGAAGAAGGCCGAGGGCAGCAGCAAACCCCACUGCCUGGGCAAAACCAAGGGCAGGACCCACCCCGAGAUCGACCGCGAGGUGGUGCAGAGACUGCGGGAGUUCUACCGGCCCUUCAACCUGAAGUUCUACCAGAUGACCGGGCACGACUUUGGCUGGGAUUGAACGCACUCCAAGGUGCAGCUUUCCCCCUUGGCUUAUAUAUUGAGAGAGAUUAUAUGUAUGUAAAAUGUACAGAAAUCUAUUUUAUAAUAAUUUAUUUUUAAUUCAUAAGCAAUUAAUUCACUAAGCUGCCUAGCCACACUCUUUAGAGAGUUAGCUUCAUAAUCUGUUAACAUUCCAAAGUGUUUAACGCUAAUAUUUUGGGUUUUUACCCCUCACAAUGGAUGGUGCUUCCGUUUUUUUUUUUUCCCCCUCACCCAUUCUAUUUAAAAAGAAAAGCACAACUUGAGAUUUUUGUUGUUACGGGUAUUCAGCCUUUGAUUGCCGCCUCCUCCUUGUGUCUUGGGUCGUAUAGUCCACCUCCAUUUCUCUCCCUGCCUGUGUACCUCAAAUGAGCACUGAGCUGCCUCUGCAUGCAAUCUGAAGGUCAGAGCUGUUGCCGCAGCUUCCUCAUGGACAUGAUGCCAUUUCUGAGGACAUAGAUGCCACCAUGCUAGGUUUUCCCCGAAGUCCUCUCAGCACAAGAGGGAAUACUACCUUUGCAGGGACAUCCGCAUCCUUUUAGAGUUUGCAUGCCAGGGUCCAUUUACUUCAGCUUUUGGUUUUGAAGGAUGGCCCUACCUCCUUUUCCACCCCAGUCCCUGGUUCAUUAACCAGCUUGAAGUAUAUGCAAAUCUUAGCCCCCUCAUUCCCAGGUCAUGUGUAUGAGAUGCUUGGGUGCUGCUUUAGAAAUAGACUGUGUCUUCUAAUUUGCAUGAGAGCACACCACACUCCAACCUCCAGGCAGACAGUUCUGCUCUGACACACCAAAGAAUCCCCUAGGCUGGCAGAACUACCUGCACAAACCCAGGGUGCUGGGUGUCAAGCCCGAGGGGUCACAUGCAUCCCAUCUGGUCAGUGUCUACCAAGGUGCUGCUGGGUACAGAGCCAGCCCAUGUUGGGCACAUCCCAGUAGGCCGGCAGUUUUGAUGGGGAGAAAAGACCAAGACCCCCAGAAGGGUAGGUGGCCUGAUGGAAGAAGGGAAUCUCUUGGGCCCCCUCUGCUUGAACUUCCCUUUUUGGAAUUCCUGGCUCAUCUCAGACUGACAGGGUGUUCUGUAGCCAACAGCCAAUGGUGAGGAUCAGAAGUAGUUCUUGUCAAGACAGACUGGGAAAGCUGGCCCCGGCAUGGCCGUCAGCACGAGUCUGAUACUUGUGAAACUGUUUUAGCCAGGGCCUGCAUGAAGGCUUGACAACAUUUUUGCUGCUGAUGCGAAAUGCUGUCCCUGUAUCUCUGCGCCGAGAGAGCAACUGACAUCAUUUCUGAUGACAAGCUAGUGGCAGCGGGUAACCACAUAGCAAUAUCACAAAAUGACACAUUCACUUUAUCUUUGAUUCUUUAAACCAGGAUGCUUUUGCCAUAAAAGAAGUGGUAUUUGAGUUACACUUUCAUCAAGGAAUAUGGGGCAAAGUAUACAUAAUGUCCCUUGGUUGGGUUGUGAUACUUACAAAGGCUGCUUCUGUAACUCACGUGAUUAAAGGAAGAAAACUUGUGUGAAGAGAGAGGGAGAAAACAAUCAUCUUUAGAAACUGGUCGAGAUGUCCCUGGUCUUUAUGUAAUGUCUGGUUGGUCAUCAGGCUUGUAUUUGCCCACGGGUUUAGCCAGGGCUCACUAGCUUACACUGAGCAGGAAACUACCCUCGUGUAGGUGUGUGUUGGAGGAAGUGUGUAGGAACUCUGUGCGUUCCUCAGAUGCUAGCUUCCAUUCACAGCUUUUUUACUGCUUCUACCACAUAGAACACGCACUUAGGGAAACGCUGUGAUUCUCCCUUCUUGCUGCUUGGGUGUCAAAGACACCUGCGUCAGGGUGCUAACUGGCGGUGCAUCUCUCUGAUCAGAAGGUUCAUUUGAAAUAAAACAGAGGACACCUCUUUGUAGCUACAGCUGAACAUUGCUGCAUAUAAGGGAGUGUUGCUGUCCUCACCUGGUCCCGCCCCGGCCCUGCGCUGGCUGCUCGUGUUCUGUGGAAUCCCCAGAACGUCAGAGAAGGUUAGUGGCUCCAAAGCGGCAGUAAAACAGGCAGGGGCUUUCCCUUCCCCUUCAGGUCCAUGCUGUCUUUCCCAGCUGGGUAAGUUUUGAUUAAGUUGUUUAUUCCCUGCCUUAACAAAAAUAAAAACCGGAAACAGGGAAUUCUCAGAUAGGAGGAGGGUCAUUUAGUCACGAACACUGAAGUGGGUCAAGAUUCUAUUCUGGGUCAAAUCCUUGAAUCCAAACAGAUGUCGAUAAUUAGCUCUGAUGCACCAGAGCAAGUUUUUAUAUGUAAGACAAAUAAAUCAAACUUCCUGUGCAUCUCUGCCUAGUGGUCUGGUAGCUUGUACUCCCCGACUGAUCCGCACACAGCAUCUGCCCCAAGUUUACACCCCAUCACGUGAUGGUUAUUCCAGGGCCGGAGCCUGUAUGUCUUCCUCCCGGAGAAGUUAGGCAACACGUAAAGUUAAGCCUUGGAUUUCUUCCUGCUCUAGCAAUCUGCAAAGCCACCAAUUUCACUUUUGCUGCUAGAAGACAAACACCAUUUCAUGUUUUGGCAAUUUGUCCUAGCACAUGUUUUGGGUCUCUUCCAAUUUAUAGGAAAAGCUCUGAUAGUCGUUGGAGUGCUUUAUUCCUGUUUUGUUUUUCUCAUUAAAACAAAAAAAAAGGUCAAUAAAAAAUCGGAGGGUUUGAUUGUUCCUCUCUCUCCCAUGCUGUCUUUGAGGUGUUUGUACAAUAGUCUGUUAACUUGGUAGGUGGUACCGGAAAGGUAUUUUGGUCUAGUGACUGCAUAAUUAAUACUUAAUUGGAGGAUGGAAGCUGAGAACUUGUCUUCUUCGUGGGAUUCUCUUUGAAAGUCAUUUUGAGUGACAGAUACAUUCUAGACCUUCUGAGAAACACAGUUUCGGAUCCCACCAGGAUAUUUCCAUAAAAAAAGAAAAUGGGAGGUUCCAAUAAACUAGAAACACUUAGUGUGUAUGUAAAAUGCUGACACAGAAGUCAAUGUCACUUUUCUUUCCAGUCUAUCAAGAAGGAUGGUCAAUAAAUCUUAAAGGUGUGGUUAGAUUUUUUUUCACUUUUGUAACAUUAAUUUAUGACUGAGUUUCAUUCAGCCCAGUAAUCUGAAAUACCGUGCAAAUUCUAGCAGUGUGUCUUCUAUAACCUGGAUCUUAGCAUAGCCAAUAUGUACAAAAAAAUUAAAUCAAGUAUUUUGUCCUAUGUAUAACACAAAUUAAUUUUACACAGAGAAAGAUGUUUCUAGGAAAAUGAAAUUCUGGUAAUUCAUACUAUUGCUUUGUAUGAACAAAUAAAAUAUAUUUUACCAACUUGCGGGUACUUUUGUGUUUUAUUAUGGUCAAUAAAUCUUAAAGAUGGGGUUAGGAUUUUCUCACUUUUGUAAUAUCAUGACUGAGUUUUAUGAAUCCUAGUUAUCUGAAAUACCAUGUAAAUUCUAGCAGUGUCUACUACUCUGCCUUGCAUAUGGAUGGGGAAGAGUUAUUUUAUUCAGUAACUAAUCACACACACACACACACAGUUAUCCUGAAGGCAAGUUGGUCUUUUUAGAUUUUAAAAAGGAUCCGAUCCAAAAUCCAACUAAUGCAUAAAUAUUCGGGGUGGAUUUUUUGGUAACUGACUGACAGAGUGGGUGAGAGGGCUUCUGUCCCCAGUAGACGGGUGCCUCCCCUGAGGAAGUGUGUCUGUGACUCUGGCUUCCAAGGGUACCUCCGCUUCGGAGUUGGCUGCCUCAGGCAGGGCAUCAUCCACUCAGGCACGAUGUAAACAGAACUCUGGUGGUUGGGUCAUCAGAUAAUGUAGCAUGGCCUCCUCCUGCCUGCAGAGUCUUCUCAUGCCAGUUAUCUGGAGAUGCUUAUCUGUGGGGCAGAGGCAGGAAAAAGUUUGGACAAGAGACAUUUCUGUUUCUUUAACCUGAAGCAAACAAUCUUCUGUUUUCUUUUGACAUAGCAUACCAUAGAUAUUAUUCACUAUUUUAAACAUUUGAUUCAUUCCUUGUUUUACUUAACUUUUUCAGUUUUCAAUUGAGAUUUAAUUUGGUACAUGCCUCGUUUUGUUUUGUGUGUGUGCGUUUUUCCUUCUUUAGAGAAAGAAUCAGAGGGAGAGAUAACUGGUUGGGUUUUGAAGUAACUGACACUAAGUUGAUAAAUUUAGACUCAGACUCCAAAGUUGCAACUUUUUUUUAAUUCACUUUAUUGAGGUAUGGUUGCCAUACAAAAAGCUGUGCAUGUUUUGUGUAUACACCUUGAUGAAAUUGGAGAUGAGCGUACGUGAAUAAAGCCAUCACCACAAAUCAAUGCCAUGAAUAUAACCAUCUCUUCCAAAAGUUUCCUCUUCUACCUUUUUUUGUAAAAUUUUAAGUAUACAAUUUAGCAUUUUUAACUCUAGGCACCAUUGUGUACGAUUGCUGUCUAAACUUUAUUUUGCAUAACUAACUUAUUUUACUUAAUCUGAAAAGGAAUGUAUUAUAGGCUUCAUUGAAAAGCUCUAGCUCUUGCCAUAAAGAGGAAAUAAUCAUAAAAAUAAAAUAUAAAUACAUUGUGUAUAUGUACCACAUCUUCUUGGGAUGAGGAAAAAGACUAAUUAUGAUAAAGUAAAAAUCAAAAUCAACAAGCAACUAUAAACCAGAGGCACACUACGGGGCAGGGGAUCGGGAGGA